Ochotona princeps (American pika) is the source of this 905-nucleotide messenger RNA. It is a transcript of the gene PROP1, whose product is annotated as PROP paired-like homeobox 1. Lineage: Eukaryota; Metazoa; Chordata; Mammalia; Lagomorpha; Ochotonidae. The transcript is spliced from 4 exons. Gene Ontology annotation, molecular function: RNA polymerase II cis-regulatory region sequence-specific DNA binding; DNA-binding transcription factor activity, RNA polymerase II-specific. The record is from RefSeq and is a predicted model, not a curated record. Gene Ontology annotation, cellular component: transcription regulator complex. Gene Ontology annotation, biological process: pituitary gland development; regulation of transcription by RNA polymerase II. Bases 127 to 810 code for a protein of 227 amino acids.
CCUACAUCUACCCUGAGACAGAGAACUGCGGCGAAAGCCCAGGCUGAGAAUAAGGCUAACAGAGAAGCCUAAAGAGCCAAGCACGCGGGUGUAGGGGCUGAGCCAGCUCUGGUCUCUGUGGCUGGCAUGGAAGCCCCAGGCAGGAGCCAGCAGAUCAAGCACAAGAAGGGGCAGCCCAGCAGUGGCCUGGUGCAGGAUAGCAGUCCAGUUGCUGCGCCUCUAACUUGCACAGUGCCAGCAGACCUGAGCCUACAGCCCUGCAGGAGGCUAUCUGGAAUAGGACUUGGGAGGCCCAGGCUCUCCCCGCAGGGACAGAGGGGUCGCCAACAUUCCCGGCGCCGCCACCGCACUACCUUCAGCCCAGCCCAGCUGGGACAGCUGGAGUCAGCCUUCGGAAGGAACCAGUACCCUGACAUCUGGGCCCGAGAGAGUCUUGCUCAGGACACGGGCCUCAGUGAGGCCAGAAUCCAGGUCUGGUUCCAGAACCGCAGAGCUAAACAGCGCAAGCAAGAGCGUGCACUGCUCCAGCCACUGGCCCACCUGUCUCCUGCCACUUUUUCAGGCUUCCUGCCGGAGGCCUCUGUGUAUCCCCCUUCCUACCCAGUGCCGCCUCCACCUGUGGCCUGCUGUCCUCACCCUUACAGCCACGCCCUAUCCUCCCAGCCCUCUGCAGGGGGCUCCUUGGCUCUGCCGCACCAGCCUGAUGAUUGGUAUCCCACCUUGCACCCUGCACCUACAGCUCAUCUGCCCUGUCCCCCACCUCCACCCAUGCUGCCUCUAAGCCUUGACCCACCCAAGUCGUGGAACUAAGCUCUACCCAGGACCCUGAGAAAAUCUGAGAACAGUGGGCGUUCUCUUUUCCUUCUGGGAUGGGGAAGGGGGAAGCUUGGCGGGGCUACUAGGAG